AUGUGGGCUUUAAAGAAGCUAAAUCUUGAUUGGGCUGAGGCUGCUAACCUAAGGAUAACACAACUCAAUGAGAUGGAAGAAUUUCAUCUUCAUGCCUAUGAGAAUGCAGCCAUGUACAAAGAAGGGAUGAAGUUUUUCCACGACAAGAAGAUUCUGAAAUGGGAUUUUAAUUCGGGUGACUUGGUCUUACUUUUCAUCUCAAGACUCAAGUUAUUUCCGGGCAAACUCAAGUCCAAAUGGUCUGGACCAUUCAAAGUUGUGCGUGUGUCUCCCUAUGUCUCUAUUGAACUUGAGUCAGAAGAUGGGACUCAGACCUUCAAGGUAAAUGGACAACGAGUAAAACAUUACCUCGGAACUGUCGGAGAAAGGCAUGUGAUAGAACAAACUGCUCUACGAGAUGAUCCAACAGCUUCUUCCACCAAAGAUUAA
Messenger RNA from Nicotiana tabacum (common tobacco), 429 nucleotides. RefSeq lists its product as uncharacterized. The record is from RefSeq and is a predicted model, not a curated record. NCBI's taxonomy places the organism in Eukaryota, Viridiplantae, Streptophyta, Magnoliopsida, Solanales, Solanaceae.